This is a messenger RNA of Eurytemora carolleeae, 2666 nucleotides long. RefSeq names its product mannosyl-oligosaccharide glucosidase GCS1-like (gene GCS1). Gene Ontology annotation, molecular function: Glc3Man9GlcNAc2 oligosaccharide glucosidase activity. The transcript has 20 exons. Gene Ontology annotation, biological process: oligosaccharide metabolic process; protein N-linked glycosylation. Lineage: Eukaryota; Metazoa; Arthropoda; Copepoda; Calanoida; Temoridae. Bases 1 to 2025 code for a protein of 674 amino acids. Gene Ontology annotation, cellular component: endoplasmic reticulum membrane. The record is from RefSeq and is a predicted model, not a curated record.
AUGCUGCGGGGUUCUGUAUUUGUAGCGACUAGCGUGUACAGUAUGGCAAGACAACGACAAAGGUUGGCGGAGAGAGAAGGAACAACAGAUGAACAUAAACCAAGGAGACCUAAAAAGGAACCUUCUUCACAAACAUGGAUUACUGCUCGGCUUUAUCUACUGGGUGGAUUAGGAAGGCGGAACUUUGGUAUUCAGUCUAUUCUUGAUCGGUCAGUUAAUCUGACCACAAGCUUUGUAAAGCGGAGAGGAGGAUUACACGGUGGGGAUUGGUCAAAUAGGAUUUCGGUUCAACCAAUCAAAAAGAAGGACGCAAAUACAGAGAUUGGUUUGAUGUACUAUGUAGCACUAGAGGAGGGUAGCGAGGCCAACCUCCAGCCUGUUCUAGCAGAGGAUGGGUCUCUUCAAGAGAUUAGAGGACAGUCAAACGGUCUCGGGGCUUGGAGGCUUUGGUGGAAGGUAAUUGAAAUUAGUAUUGUUCUCCUAGAUCAUGAAGGUCCGGUUACAUUAGAUAUUGUGUUUGAGAGUGGAAGUAAUCAUGAUAGAGAAAACAGUCUUGUAGAUAUCCAUUAUACAAGAGCUUUAUCGGACUGGAUCGACAAGUUUGAGCUACGUUUUGAGCAAACAUUUCAUUUAGGAAAUAAGAAUUUCAAUUCGAGUGCAAUAUCCUUUGCUCAAUCUGCUCUCAGCAAUAUGGUGGGUGGGAUAGGAUACUUCCACGGAUCUAGUAUAGUCAAGUCUAAGUACAACGCUGCCCCUGUACCGUACUGGGAUGCGCCACUGUACACUGGUGUACCGUCACGUAGUUUCUUUCCUCGUGGAUUUCUCUGGGAUGAAGGGUUUCAUAAUCUUCUCAUUUCGCGCUGGGACAGAGAUAUAUCUGGAGAUAUACUGGCUCACUGGAUGGAUUUACUUAAUACAGAGGGAUGGAUACCAAGGGAGCAGAUAUUAGGAAAGGAAGCAAGAGCGAAGGUUCCAGAUGAAUUCGUAGUACAACAUAACAGGAACGCUAAUCCUCCAACCUUGCUCCUCACCCUGCACAAGAUCGUCGGAGAGCUGGAGGAGGGGAUGAACGACUGGUGGAGGGAGUACCUGAGGCGAAUGUGGCCUAGAUUGAUCACGUGGUAUGGGUGGUUCAAUACUACGCAGGUUGGAGAAACCCGAGGAACGUACAGAUGGAGGGGGAGGAAUGCUUCAGCUAUCAGGGAGCUGAAUCCUAAAACUUUAACCUCUGGAUUAGAUGAUUAUCCACGAGCUUCUCAUCCAACUAAGGAUGAACGACAUCUUGAUUUGAGAUGUUGGAUGGCACUAGCCUCAAAACUUAUGGCAGAUAUAGGACGACUACUUGGUCGGGCGGAUUAUCAAAAGUUUGAGAAAACUGCCAACUUCUUAUACAAUAAUCAAUACCUGGAACUCAGGCACUGGUCACAGACCCACCAGGCCUUCUUGGACUGGGGUCUGCAUACUGAUGAGGUAUCUCUCCAGCGCCCUAAACCACCCCCGGGGGGACACCGACACCACUCUCCGGAGAAAACUAGACACGCCAUGUCGGAUCCCCAACUAGGGUUCGUCAACUCCUACGGAUAUGUUUCCUUGUUCCCGUUUCUCCUGGAGAUAUUAGAACCUAACAAUCCUAAACUAGAAAUCAUUCUCAAGGACCUACUGAACCCUGACCUUUUGUAUACUCCCUACGGAUUGAGAUCGCUAGCCAAGUCUGCCCCUCUCUACAUGAAGAAGAAUACUGAACAUGACGCGCCCUACUGGCGAGGACCCAUUUGGAUCAACAUCAACUACCUGGCGAUUCGCGCGCUGCAUCACUACGCGCAAAGAGAGGGUCCGUAUAAGGCGCUUGCUGGUGAGGUGUACAAGACGUUGAGAGAAGGUGUGGUGAACAACGUGAUGAAGGAGUACUACAGGACUGGGUAUAUCUGGGAACAGUAUAAUGAUAGGACUGGGGAGGGGCAAGGGUGUAAACCCUUUACAGGCUGGUCAGCUUUAACUGUUCUUAUCAUGGGAGAAACUUACUGAUUAAACUUAUCUGAGUUGGGAACUUUUGAUGGGGCUGCAAAGCCAAAACUUGACAGAAACUUUUGGAUUCAAGAACUUGGCUUGUUUUAAUGCCGACUUCUUUCUUGUCACGGUUGUAUUAUUCAGACAUCUGCGUUGACCAAUUAGAGGCGUGAAAAAUGGUUUAUAAAAGAGUUUCUGGAGGAGGGGGAGAGAAGUUACUUAACCCUUCAUUUAAAAGUUUUUGGCUUUGUUUUCCAUUAUUCUGUGAUACGGAUACAUGGAUUCUUAAUAAUAUUUAAGAGUUUUGAUGGACAGCAUUUUAAUGCGUCUUAUAUAUUGUCUUACAUAUCUUGAAUAUUAAAUUGAUUAGAACAAUCUUAAACCAGUUUUUCUCUUAUUUGGAUUCUUUUCUCUCAAAAAUACAAUUCUUUUUCAAUUUAUUACUGUACUGUGAUACGUUAAGUUAUUCUUUUUUCGUAAAUUUUGUUAAACAUUUUUAAUGGUUGUAGUUCUUUGUUUAAAUUGUAUAAAUUAUAUUAAUAUGUAUGGUUUUUUUAUUGUUCACCCUUUUCUUCCGUUUUGUUCAGAAUAAUCCUGUUAUCAUUCAUGAGCACUUGUAUUUGAUUUGUGUGAUGUUAAUAAUUGUAAAAUAUUUCAGA